This is a messenger RNA of Venturia canescens, 6252 nucleotides long. RefSeq names its product PI4KA lipid kinase complex subunit hyccin (gene Hyccin). The transcript is spliced from 9 exons. Gene Ontology annotation, cellular component: plasma membrane. Gene Ontology annotation, biological process: protein localization to plasma membrane; phosphatidylinositol phosphate biosynthetic process. NCBI's taxonomy places the organism in Eukaryota, Metazoa, Arthropoda, Insecta, Hymenoptera, Ichneumonidae. Bases 406 to 1989 code for a protein of 527 amino acids. The record is from RefSeq and is a predicted model, not a curated record.
AAAAUGUAAUAAUGGUAAUAAGCCAUCGCGUCGCUGCAUGUUUUUGAGUAUUCCGUGGUCAUGAUAGCAAAGUUUAUAUCGGCGUACUUCAUUCCGAAAAGUACGUCGAUACAUUGAGGAUCGUGGCGGGUUAGAAAGGAAGUAGUGUGUGGGUGUACUGUGUUGGCGGACUGUACUCAGCUUCGAAAAAUCAUUUUUUUUUUUAGUUUUUUUUGUUUUUCCAAAAGACUGUCAAGAGGAGUCCCUCGUGUGGGCUGUCUUAUUUGACAGUUUGCGAUAAUGUUAGUCACUCGCGGUUUUUACCGUGAUAUAACAAUGUGCAGAUAAACGAGUGAAAAACAAAUCAAUUACACUUGUAAUAUUUCGAUGUUUCUUACACGAGAAACAGUAUAAUUAACCUCAAACAUGACCGAGAGCCUCAUCAAUGAGUGGCUCGCGGACUGUGCUGAUUUCACUUCUACGGAAUUGCACACCUUUGCUAAAACUCUCGCCCAAGACAAUGAAAUCGUCAGAGCUUUGUACAAUCUUCUUGAAGAGCGCAGCAAGUACAACGAGCUCGUGGACACUGUGUGCAAUCAACUGUUCAACUUCUACAGAUCAAGGGAGAUCGAAUUACAACGAUUCACACUGCAAUUUGUUCCGACGCUGAUAUUCAUAUAUCUGAACUCCGUAGCUCAUGGAGAUAUCAAAAAUUGUCGAUCUGUGGAAACACUCCUGAUUGGACUGUACAAUUUGGAGAUCGUGGACACAUCUGGCGAGGCAAAAGCAGUUUCCUUCAGGCUACCGUCACUUGCGAUGCUCUCCAUUUAUCACGAACCUGCGAGUCUCGCACCAGCUUCGCUUACCGAAAGCGCGGUGCGUCGUUUCGAAGAAUGCAACACUAAACUCGUCAGUUGGGGACCGCUCCAACAAGUUGAGACGUUGAACGCUCAGAAUCGGCUCAAAGUGAUGACCGCUAUUCUUUUCAUUUACAACCAACAGCUCAGUUACAUCAACAAAUCAGCGCUCGAACAAUUUGCCAAAGUUGCGACAAAACUCGUGACUCAAGGAUUUACGAAACCGGGACAUCACCAGCGGUCGUCGUACGGAAGUGAAUCGAGUUUCGUGCCACGAUUACUGCCCCGUAUUCCUGUAUCGAAUCAGUUUCUUCUCGAAUUUCUACACGGAAUUUAUUUUGCUAUGUACAAUGACUGUUGGUACGUCGGUAGUCAGGCCGUCGAGGAUAUUCAUAAUCGUGCUUGCUACGACGGUUACCCUGACGUAAUGUUGGUGACGAACGCUAUACGGAAUUCAAGCAGUUCAGGACCAGCGGGACAGCCUGGCGAAGGUCCCAUGGGAAUAAGCGUUGCUUUAUCACCUGCUACAGCCACAGCCACCGUUUCAAAAUCUAUGAUUACAAACGCUUCCUUCAGGACCAAAAAAUUACCAGAUGAUAUACCGAUCCAAGUUGUGAAGGACGAGGCUGCUGGCGAGGGUAAGCCAAAUUUGGUAUCAAUAACGGAAGAGCAAGAGGGUGCUCAAGAUCCUAGUCGAGGUGGUUCGAUACGUCAAUCACGAGAGAUAAAAGAUCGUGCGAAAAUGGCGAAUUUCGUUUUGGGCAAAAAACCCCGUGACAAGGAUGGAAAAUCGUCGAAAAAUGGUUACGUCAGUGGGGAGAAAGAAGGAAAGAAGAGUAACGCGCAAACGGGUACGAAAGACAAUGUAAAGGCGAGUAGAUCGAUGCUGAAUAACGAUCAAACUGAUGGGACGAACGAGAUGACGUUAAACGGAACGGGGAUGAAGAAAAAAUUAAAUGAUAGCAUGGUAAAUAGUUCGACGAGCGAAACGAGUGUUAUGAAUCAUGGCGAUGUAGAACAACAAACGAGGCAUGGAAUUUUAUCCUCGACGGAUGGUAUGAUCGACAAUGUAGAGCUCGAAAGCUCGGUCAGUCUGAGAUCGCACAACGAGUCCGAUUCUCUUGGAUCCUCCGUUCAGGUUAGCUCGGUCUAAUAAUAUUUUACUUGAGAGAAGCAAAACAAAGAUCAAUCGGAAAAUUUAUUGGAGAGUGUUGUGAGCUCGGGAGAAAAAAAUAUGUUUGAAAAAUUCAUGUUUGAUACAAAGCGGAUGCAUUUGCCAAUAAUGAGCUCAUGGAGAAAAAUUAAUUUAUUAGCUUUGCGUAAAUGGAGUUACUAAAUCUACGUUUUGGCAAUUUCUAGUCGUUUCCUCGACGAAUUUUCCUCGCAAAAUUUAUCAUCCUAUCGGUGUCGUCUCAAAUCAAAAUUAUACACAAUAAUCUUGCAACCUGUUUUCUUAGCUUAUUGCGAAAAUAAUAAAUCAUUCCAUCCUAGAAACUAUAGAACGCUGUUUGGAAAAAAAUGACACACUUGGGAAAGAUUAAAUGGAGGAAAAUCCGUUAAGAAAAUGAAGAGAAGUUUGUCCUUGUUAUUUAAUCUAAUUAAUUUUUUUGAUAAACACCAUCAUUGGGUUCUGCUGUUACCAGCAACUGCAUUCGUUAUUUGACGGAUGAAUUGACCGAUGUUAUUAAUUAUAUUAAUUAAUUUUGCAUUUGCCAACAUUUGCUAUGUUGGCUAAAUGCUCGAGGAUGUUUUUUUUUUCGUUUUUUUUUUUUUAUAUAUAUAUAACAAAUAAUAUGCGAUCUCGGUUUGCGACACUUAACGACGCAUUUUUGCAACGAAUGAAUUCACGUGUAUUUAUUGUGCGCGAAAAAAUGAGGUUUCAAGGAAACCAUUAUUUUUUUCUAUUCCAAUGUUUUACGGAUGGACACAACAUUAUGGUAACGUAAUUUUGGACAAGGUGUACAGAUUAACCACGGAUAUUUAACGCUGAUUUUGCUUUUCUCCAAGGAAAAGACGAAUUCACGAGGGAGCUCAUAUUUCUCAUGCAAAUAAUAACAAAAAAUGUAGAUCAGACCGGGAACAAUGGAAAAACUAAACGAAAAAAAAUAAAACGAUUAGGAAGAUUGAUAGAUACAGAGUUUAUAAACAUGAAGGGAGAGCAAUAAUGCUGAUCCAAUGACAUCAAUUUGGACGGAAUGAUGAAAAAAGUGGCUGAAUAAUCCGUAAACCGAUUAAGUUAUUGAAUUGAUGAAUAAGAACGUAAUGUAGUAAGUAAGUAUUGUUCUGCAGUAGCAGUGAUUCAAUCAUGGAGUUUAAUCAAUCUUCUGAAUAUAAUACAAUUUUUAAAUCAGAAGAUUCGACAAUGGAAAAUCGAAAAAAUAACAAAAAAAAUCGUCAUUAGUAGCGUAGAAAAAUAAAUCAAUACAUUGGGUGCCUAUUUUUACCAGACGUGUAACUUCGGCAUCGUCCAUCUCAUUUUUUCCUGUAUAUUUCCAAAAAUCUUUCUAACUAUUCGAAUUUCACUAUACGUGUUCACAAUAAACAAGUACCAGUAUCAGGGGCUUGAAACACACCAUUAUAAAGUUCAACAGGCAAUAAAAUUUUAAUUCUUUAUGGAUUUUCUCAAUGGUUUUUUAACGUUCUAUUCUGAAAUGAAUUUAAUAGUUUUAAAAGAGUGGUUGGACGUUCAAUACGAUCAGAAUUCAGCGAUUCAGAAUACGCAAACAAAAAGUAGCAUAAAAUAUCCAUCGCGUAAUUAAAUUUUCUGUACAUAUUUCGAGUGACUUUUCGAAAAAUUAUAACAUUUCAUUUUUUUCCCCAUCAGUUAAAGAUUAUCAGUCGAGGAGGAUGAAAUUUUUGCAUAGAAAAUCAAUCAUCAAAAAAUUAUAAAGUUGAAUGUUGACUUUCUUCAUUUUUUUUUUAUUACUGUACUAAACUUUUGGUAAUUGAGAAAAAAAAAACAAUUCACGGUAUCAGCAAAGCAAAUAAAGUGGAAUUAUUCAUUGAUAAAAAUCACGCAUUAUUUACAAUAGCUAUAACAGUUCCGCGAUAGCUACGAACAAGUUCAGAAAUCACUCGUAUGAAUGUUUACCAAUUUUUUAUGAUUGAUUCACAAAAUAUUUUUCAGAAAUCCGAAAACCGAAGAUAGUUAAACUACUUAUAUGAAUACGGUCCGAUAUAUGUCAAAGUUUGCCCCGGGAAAGUUGUGUUUGUUGAGACUGUGAAAAAUGUUAAUACUCUCCGAGAUAUUUACUAAAUAACGAAAUGAAAUGUAAAGUUGUUGAUUUUAUCCAAUAUCAAAAUCACUGCCACGGGACCGUAGUUUAGACGACUCGAUCGCGUGACUAAUUGAUAAAUAAAAAAGCGAAUAGUAAGAACAAGAGAGAGAAGCAGGCAAAACUGAACGAGGAAAUCGUUUGAAACAAUAUACAAAUAUUGUAAUUAUAUAUUUGAAGCAAUUAAGCAUCCAUCUUGUUUGUAUAUAGUGUACGUAAACCGUUCAAUUAUGUAACAUUAAUGAAAAAAGAAACAAAAUUAAAUUCAUGUGCAGAUAUUGCGAAACGAGCGAAUACGAGCUUAACCCAGACGACAAAAUUAUCCAAAUUAUUGGAUUUCCACAAAUUUUGAAUUAUUGUUUCCUAGAAAAUUCUAUCAUUCUAUGAAUCAUUUUAGUUGAAAAAAAAAGAUCAACCGGCCAAGUCAAGACAUGCCACGAUUUUUUUUAUCUUUCCCAAAAAAGGAAACAUCGAAAUUAACGAACAAUGUUGCUUUCGUGUAAUAGAUUCCGAUUGUACGUCACAAUCAUGAUUCAACUUUAAAGAAAGGAAGAUCGAUAAAAAUGUAUAAAAUGUCGAGCAAUGUUGUGAGCUUGCCGUAUGGAUUAAAACGUUUUGAACAAAAACGUGGGAUUUGUUAUUUUUUUAGCGUUGGACAAUUUUCUUUUCUCCGAUGCGUUGAGGCUGCGACGAAUGUUACUUGUUUUACAAAUUCUAUGCAAUUGAACCGCACGUUUGCGCCCGAAAAAGGACAUGAUAAAGGAAAUUGUUGAUACUGAUCCACUUGUGUGUGUGUAUGUACGUAUGGACACGUUUUUCGAGAAUUUGCGCUAUGUUAGAACGAAAUAGGGGACAAACAAACGAUAAUUUCAGUGGAUACUGUUAAAUUACUCGUUCUAGUGCCUGGAAAUAAUUAGAAAAACAAAACAAAAAGUGAAAGAAAAUGUGAAGUUAUAUGAAUUAUUCUUCUACCAACGAAAAACUAUUCUUUUUUUGCAUUUUAUUAACUUUGUAGAACAACGUAUUGUAAAACGUAGGUCAAACAUAUUUUUUAUCCAUUAGUACACGAAAUUGUAGGAUCAUCAAAAUUUUGGCAAAAUAUGAAAUUUCGGUAAAUUCUGUCGGUGUAGAAAGAUAGGGGGAGAGGGGGAAAGUGUUCCCAAAACCUCGAGUGAUCCUUCAAUUUUGUGCACCAGUGUGUACAUACUUGACAGUGAUUUCUUUUGACGAAAACGUCAUACGUUGUUAAUUUCUUAUCAGAGAUUCAGGUCUAACUUUUCUCCCUCGACAUUAAAUAUCUGAUUUUUGGCGAGCGCUCUUACACAGGCGCAACUGUUAAAGCGCCUUGAUGAAUUCCCGUGGAAUUAUUUUUCAACCCGUCGAUCACAAUGCUGAAAUCGAACAAAACCUUCAAUUUUCAAUAAUUUCGUAAUUAUUUUUCAAUAAUUAUUUACUCACUGAAAAACUUGAAUUUAAAGAACCCCAUCUUUCGUUUUACUGUAUAUAUAAAACAAAGCAGACAAAGAAUAAACAAUUGUAUAUACCGCUGUAACUACGAAAAUUUCCUGGCAAUUACUGACGGAUAGUUCCACUGAUCGUGACGUAUUUAUUACUCUUUUAAAUCGCCGUUAUUUAUAUUUUCGUUUCUCUAUUUCUCGCCAGAUUGUACUUAAUUUAGUUUACAAUUUCAUUUUGUUUUUAAGAAUUUUUAUUGAAUUUUAUACACUUUGAAAAUGAGAUGGGAAUAAGUUGAAAAAAUGAGCCGAAUAAGUAUCGAUUAUUGUCCUUUCAACUGCGAAAUCUUUUGAAGUCAGUGGGAUUAUUUGAUCGAGUAAAUUGCAUUCAGGAACACAUUAUAAUCCAACCUAGUCCAUCGUUGAGAAAAACUCAAUUUCGAAAAAUUUCUUCGUUCGUGAUCAUUCAAUUUUUGAAUGCUACAAUAAUCAGCGAAUCCACAUCUCCUCACGAACAACAAAUAAAAAAAAUACAGAAAGCACAUGAUAUUUUGAAAAACUUUCAUGAUAUUAUCUAUAAAUGUGUCAGUUUCAUGUGUUGAAAACAAAACAUGAAAAUUCCGAAAUGUAUAAAUAUUGAAUGACGUAAUAAAACCAUAGAAGAAAAUAAACCAUGCAUGAAUAUUA